This is a messenger RNA of Dendrobium catenatum, 2207 nucleotides long. RefSeq lists its product as uncharacterized. The transcript has 6 exons. Lineage: Eukaryota; Viridiplantae; Streptophyta; Magnoliopsida; Asparagales; Orchidaceae. The record is from RefSeq and is a predicted model, not a curated record. Bases 264 to 2021 code for a protein of 585 amino acids.
UUGAAAUUGAGUUAUACAUAAAUAUAGGUACCGUAUUUCUAAGCACGUUGCCACGUUUAGAACCCGGACUCGCGAGUUCACGGGUCAAGGGAGAUGCAGCGCAAGCGAAAUGGUCCGGAUGGCCUUCUCUCCGUCUGAUAUUUCCCCGUUGCAAAUCGCCGGCAGCACCGUUGAGCUUCUGUGGGGUUUCGAGGGAGCUCCUUUUGCCUGAGUGUGCUGCCGAUACGGUGGCCUUUCCCAGCGGACAAGUAUUAGUGGCAACGAUGACGGCUUACAGGAGUAAGGGUACUGUCAGCGAGGACGAAGUUUACGCGCUUGUUCAAAGGUAUGGUGCCUCAACGAUUUUCACUCUUCUUCAGGAAGUUUCUCAGGCUACCGAAAAAGAUGUAACAAUGGAUUGGAGGACACUUGUUAAGGCCACUUCUACUGGAAUCUCUAACGCUCAAGAAUAUCAAAUGUUAUGGAGACAUUUGGCCUACAGGGACCCCUUGGAAAAAAUUGAAGAUGGGGGUGAACCAUUGUCGGAUGAAAGUGACUUGGAAUUUGAGUUAGAAGCUACUCCCAAUCACAGCGAAGAAAUAUCAACUGAGGUGGAUUGUUGUGUUAAGGUUAUACUUUCUUCUGGUUCGGUAGGUGAAUGUGGUACUGUUUUCCCUUUAAAUGCUGAAGCUCCUCCAGCUACAGACACAGUUAAUGACCAAGCUUCAGUGGUACCAUCAGAUAAACAACACUUAGGUCGUUAUAACCGAGCUAAUGGUGCUGCUCUUUGUACCCAAAAGCAGUCACCGUCUACUGGACUGUCUAAUGAAGGAGUGGAUGGAAAUGGUUCAUCAAAUUCAGGGUUUCAUGCAAAAAAGAAGAGAAAAUUGUGGACCAAAGAGGAGGAUAUGGAACUAAUAGCUGCUGUCGAGAAAUUUGGUGAAAGCAAUUGGGCUAAUAUUCUAAAAGGUGAUUUUAAACAUGAUAGAACUGCAUCACAGCUGUCUCAGAGAUGGUCAAUCAUUCGAAAGCGCCAGACAUCUUCAAAGCAAAGCAAUGGCAGCAAGGCAAGGUCUGAGGAGAUGUUGGCAGCACAGAAGGCAUUUUCUAUGGCUAUAAAUAUGCCCAUGUCCGGAAGCUUGUCAACAAUACUUUCAGGCGGAACACACAUGCAGACAGCCAAUUCAUCCGCAUCAAUAGCUGGAGGAACAUCUGGGGCACUUGAUGAAUCACCGGCUUGUGCUUCUCAAGCUUUUAAGCCAAACCAACCUAUCAAUCUGGAAACCUCGUCUCAGAAAGUACCCCCAAACCCCUCAAAUAAGCCCCGAACUGCCCAAAAGAAGCCGCCAUCAGCACAAUUGAAACCUGCCAUCUGCCCUAAUCCUCUCAUCAAAGCCGCCGCCUUUGCUGCCGGCGGACGAAUUGCCACUCCAUUAACAGCCGCCUCGCUAUUCAAAGCAGCGCAGUCGGUCAAUGCUGUUCGUAUAAGACACGCCGGCAGCUCUUCUCUUAUAGGAUCUUCAGUUACCGGUACUAUAUCCUCUUCUUCAACAACUGCUGCCACCACCACGGCCGCCACCGCCCCCAUUACUGGAUCUCAUACUCCUAACUCAAAGUUCAGCCAUCCUUCAAGUGGUCUUACUACAUCAAAGCUUUGCCAAGUGCAACAAGGCUCGGGAAAAGCUCCUCUGCAGCAGCUAUCAUCUGAGUCAAGAUUAGGAGUAAUGACAAGCUGUGGUCGGAACGAAAAUGGCAAAAGACGCCGAAGUGUUAAUAACUCUGCUGUUGAUGUCGACCAGCUGUUAGUCGAAGAAGCUGUAGCUGAACCGGACGACGAAGCAUCUGAUAAGCUAGUUCAGGACACCAAGAAUGGCAGCUCUGACAGGAAAAUAGAAGAAAACCAAUGUACUGAAACUGAAGAAACUACGAGCAAGAACUUGAAAGAAGAACAAUCAGGAGAAGGAAAGGGAAGGAUUGUUGAGGUAAUUAGUCCGAAUUCAGGUGAUUCCCAGCUGGAGGAGGAGGUGAUUUUACACAGCUAAAUGCAUAUCAGCUAAGAAACCAUCAUUGUAAUUUCUGUAAUAUGGGAUAUCGAUUAUGCAAAUUUAAUAUUUAUAUAUGUUUUCCUUAUGUAAUGAUUGUAGGCAAAAGAAACUCUUGGGGAUGUUUGAUAUCUCCUAUUUCUGCCUUUCUGGCAGCAUUCAAGCAAAAAUUUAACUUAAUUCCUA